AUGGCUCCGCAACGAAGUACGACCACUGCACCGGCGACACCGUCGCCCGCCGCGCGGUCCCCGCCGCCGUAUUCGGCCAUCCGAGGGUCGCCGACACCGACUUUUUCGUGGAGCGACGUCGUGUGGGGGAACGUGGUCGUGAUGACAGCAUGGCACGUGGGAGCAGCGUACGGCGCGUUCUACGUGAUGCCCGAGGCGUCGUGGGGGGCGAUUCUCGUGCUGUGGGUGAGCUUUUGGUUCUGGUCGGCGCUGGGUGUGACGGCGGGCUCGCACCGGUUGUGGUCGCACCGGUCGUACAAGGCCAAGUUGCCGCUCCAGGUUUUCCUCAUGCUCUUGAGCAGCAUGGCGUACCAAAACAGCAUCUUCGAGUGGUCUCGAGACCACCGCGUGCACCACAAAGGAUCGGACACGACCGCAGACCCGCACAACUCGAACCGGGGCUUCUUCUUUGCCCACAUGGGGUGGCUGCUCAUGCGCAAACAUCCCGACGUGUUCAAGGAAAGCAAAAAGAUCAACAACACCGACCUCGAAACGGACCCGAUCGUCCAGUUCCAGAAGCGACACUACCAACUCAUUGCGCUCAGCAUGUGCUACGGAUUCCCCACCGUCGUGGGCUACGCUUUUGGAUCGGCGGCGUCUUCCGCCACGUGUGGCUCCUUCACAUGA
Messenger RNA from Aphanomyces invadans, 666 nucleotides. RefSeq lists its product as hypothetical. The transcript has 2 exons. Lineage: Eukaryota; Oomycota; Saprolegniomycetes; Saprolegniales; Verrucalvaceae. Gene Ontology annotation, biological process: unsaturated fatty acid biosynthetic process. Bases 1 to 666 code for a protein of 221 amino acids. Gene Ontology annotation, cellular component: endoplasmic reticulum membrane. Gene Ontology annotation, molecular function: iron ion binding; stearoyl-CoA 9-desaturase activity. The record is from RefSeq and is a predicted model, not a curated record.